Megalops cyprinoides (Indo-Pacific tarpon) is the source of this 3434-nucleotide messenger RNA. RefSeq names its product phosphatidate phosphatase LPIN1-like. Bases 218 to 3109 code for a protein of 963 amino acids. The record is from RefSeq and is a predicted model, not a curated record. The transcript is spliced from 21 exons. Gene Ontology annotation, cellular component: nucleus. NCBI's taxonomy places the organism in Eukaryota, Metazoa, Chordata, Actinopteri, Elopiformes, Megalopidae. Gene Ontology annotation, biological process: triglyceride biosynthetic process; cellular response to insulin stimulus; positive regulation of transcription by RNA polymerase II. Gene Ontology annotation, molecular function: phosphatidate phosphatase activity; transcription coactivator activity.
CUGCCGGAAAGGAAAUGGAUACACUAUCUUCACUGCAGUAAUGCAAAUCAAUCACAUGACUGCCAGAUGAACUCACCCGUGUGGCUGAUGGACUGGUCCCCAGUGUUCACGGCGGAAAGGAGUGACCCGGUCGAGCUCUCGCUGGAGACGAACGUGCCCGGACUGCCCCCGCUCACAGCGGUCGUUUGCGGAGCCGUGUGAAGCCCAUUCCCAAACCAUGAACUACGUGGGGCAGCUGGCGGAGACGGUGUUUGUGACGGUGAAGGAGCUGUACCGAGGCCUGAACCCGGCCACUCUCACGGGGGGCAUCGACGUGAUCGUGGUGCGGCAGCCCGACGGGUCCCUGCAGUGCUCCCCCUUCCACGUGCGCUUCGGGAAGCUGGGGGUGCUGCGCUCCAAGGAGAAAGUGGUGGACAUUGAGAUCAAUGGCGAACCCGUGGAGCUUCACAUGAAGCUGGGGGACAAUGGAGAGGCCUUCUUCGUGGAGGAGAGCGAGGAUCUGGAGGAGAGGGUCCCGGCGCACCUCUGCACCUCCCCCAUCCCCAUCGAGGUCCCGGAGAUCUGCGAGGCGUCCGAGGCACCCCCCAGCACCGCGUCCCGCCGGAAGAAACGGCGCCGCAAGCGGGUGCGCUUGGACACCUACCUGAGGGAGGAGGGGAGCUCGUCCUCGGACGAGAGGGACCCCGGGGAGACGGAGGCGCUCAGGGAGGACCCGCUGUCUCCCAUGCUGGCCAGCAAGUCUGUGUACUACUCCCUUACAGAGGAGCCGUUUGAAGAGAUGGGGAGCACCCCGUCCCGAGACGUCCACCCCCACUCUGACGGAGAGUGGUCCCCCUCGGAGAGCGUGUUCUACAGCCGCCCCUCCUCCCCGAAGAGUGACUCGGAGCUGCUGGUGAAGCCCCAGGAGGCGCUGGGCCCCCAGAUGCAAUGGAACUGGGGGGGCUUUCCAAAAGUUUGUCAAAGCGAGAGGACGCUGGUGGAGGUGCAGCGGGGGUCUCCUCUCCACCCCUCUGAGAAGACACACUUCCGCACCAUCCAGCGGCAGGACUCUUUCGACAUGGGCUCGGAUCCCGGGGUGAGCGCUGGCCGGGGGGUCAGCGUGACCGUUCUGAGGCCCGAACCCAGGCCCGGGACCGCCGAAAUUCUGCCCCCAGAGGACAGCCUGCCGCUGGAGGAGCCGCAGUGCACCUCCCACUCCACCCCGAAUCAGUCCCCGCUGCCCCUGCAAGCACAGACCCCCCCGGAGUUGCGGGGCGCAGAGCCGGAGGUGGAGACCCUGCAGGCAGAGGAGACCGCCUCCCCCGAACAGAGCCCUACCUCAGAGCAGGCCGAGGGGCAUCACGCGCCACGCCCAGAGAGGCCGGCCAAUAUGGGGGCCUCGCCGGAGCCCGAGGAGCGGGAGGUGGCGGAGGGAGCCGAUCAGGGGCGCAGGGACUGCGCGGGGGGAGCGGAGGAGGAGGUGCUGACGGAGACAGCAGCAGAGAGCUCCCAGAGGGGACAGGCCACAGAGGGCACCAAGUUGACGGACGGUGCUGAGGCCGAGAGCCAGAGCGGCUCCUCAGAGGCAGCAGCCAAGGCAGAUGCACAGGAGAGAAAGAGAGGUAAAAGAAGUCAGCAUCUGGGGCCCUCAGACAUCUACCUGGAUGAUCUGUCCAACCUGGACCCUGAAGUUGCAGCCCUCUACUUCCCUAAAAGCGAGACUGAGUCGGGGUCGCGGAUGGGGGCGGAGGCGGGUUCUCAGUCGGGAAACCAGUCCCCCCAGUCGGUGGGCAGCGGGGCGAUGGACAGCGGCACCGACUACCUGUCCGACUCCACGGCGGACCUGCUGGACGUCACCAUGUCCCUCUGUGGCGGGGCGGUGGACACCAGCCACAUCAAUAAAGAGAAGUUUCUGGAGCACAUCGUCAGCUUCCAGGAUUUCGUCAAGAACCCCGGGAUCAUCGAGGACCCCAACCUGGUCAUCUGCAUCAACUCAAAAUAUUAUAACUGGGCUGUAGCUGCCCCAAUGAUCCUGUCAAUGCAAGCCUUUCAGAAGAAUCUGCCAAAGAGCAGCAUAGAGCAGCUGGUGAAGGACAGGAUGCCCAAAAAAUCCGGGCGCUGGUGGUUCUCCUGGAGACGGAAGGACAUGGACACUAAACAGCAGGCAAAUUCCAAGCUUGACCAGGAGGGUGCCCCGAUGGGAGCUUCUGCAUCGGACCAGGGAGCCUCCAGCUUACAGGAGAAGCGGGGCGAGACGUCCAGCGACGAUGACGACUCGGGGAGAGCGCGGGAGGGAAGCUUGUCCGAGGCCCUGUCCACGUCGCAGUGUCUCAGCCAGAUGUACCGCAAGUCUCUGCGCCUCACCUCCGAGCAGAUCGAGCGCCUGAACCUUCGCGAGGGGGCUAACAAGGUGGUGUUCAGCGUCACCACUCAGUACCAGGGCACCUGUCGCUGCGAGGCGGCCAUCUACCUGUGGAACUGGGACGACAAGGUCAUCAUCUCCGACAUCGACGGCACCAUCACCAAGUCAGACGCCCUGGGACACAUCCUGCCACAGCUCGGGAAAGACUGGACUCAUCACGGCAUCGCCAGGCUCUACCACAAAAUCCACCAGAACGGCUACAAGUUCCUGUACUGCUCGGCGCGGGCCAUCGGCAUGGCUGACAUCACUAAGGGCUACCUGCAGUGGGUGAACGACAAGGGCACUGUGCUGCCCAAAGGCCCCGUGCUGCUGGCCCCCAGCAGCCUCUUCUCCGCCCUGCACAGGGAGGUGAUUGAGAAGAAGCCUGAGGUGUUCAAGAUCGCCUGUCUCACUGACAUCCGGGACCUCUUUAACCCACGGAGGCAGCCCUUCUACGCAGCCUUUGGGAACCGGACCAAUGACGCAUAUGCCUACAAGCAGGUGGGAGUGUCGGAGACGCGGAUCUUCACUGUUAACCCCAAAGGGGAGCUCAUCCAAGAGAAAACCAAGGGGAACAAGUCAUCGUACUCUCGGCUGAGCGAGUUGGUGGAGCACGUCUUCCCCCUCAUCGUGAGGGGCCGGACUUCCUCCUUCGACUACCCAGAAUUCAGUCACUUCUCGUACUGGAGAGACCCCCUGCCAGAAGUGGACCUCAACGCCCUGCUGUAGCUGCCCUCUCAUGUGCCUGAUUGUAUUUUCUACCCCUUCUCUUUCCCCCCCUCUCUCACUCCCCCAUCCUCCUAAGUCUUCCUCUUCCUCUCCGACAAAACUCGGGAGAAAGAGUUCAGUUGUAACAUUGUGACAGGGAGCUCCUGGCCUCUCUGGUUUUUAACCCUCUUUUAGCAGUUGUGACUCUGUUUUGCUACAAUGACUGACCAAAGAUGAAACAGAGGACAUAACUAAUGAAGAGCAUCCAUCCGGUCUUCUGCAAAACCUGAUCCACGUCGCAAACCGAGACCAAAGUGCAGCCAAUGAUUGUAAACGUCGGUGCACA